Messenger RNA from Poecilia latipinna (sailfin molly), 1216 nucleotides. It is a transcript of the gene tm4sf1, whose product is annotated as transmembrane 4 L six family member 18. The transcript has 4 exons. Lineage: Eukaryota; Metazoa; Chordata; Actinopteri; Cyprinodontiformes; Poeciliidae. The record is from RefSeq and is a predicted model, not a curated record. The coding region runs from base 358 to 948 and encodes 196 amino acids. Gene Ontology annotation, cellular component: membrane.
UUGACUUUAUUCUUGUAAUCUUAAUUUUUUUCUUAUAUUUACGUCAUUAAACAUGUCGGCUGUUUCUUCUGAGUUAUUUUGUUCCAUCCUGAUUUUGUCUCUGCUGACUAACGGCCUGAGGGAAACUCCAUCAUCCCUGCUGGACUUUUUGUUUUUCCGUUCGUUCGGGUCUCGUCAGCGUGAACGCGUUUCCUCCUUUGUCAUGUCAGAACCCCCUCCAGCCUUUAACUCCGACUCAACCCGCUUCCUGUCCCUUCAGCUGUUCCCCUCCUCUCCUUCCCAGCGCCUCUCCAGAGCCGCUCCAGCUCCUCCGCCGUCUCCCUCUGCUCGUUGUGAGUUUGGUGUUUUGGUUUUUCGAUGUGCUGCUCGGUGGGUUUCGCCCGGUCUUUGGGCCUGGCUCUGCUGCCGCUGGCGCUCUGCAGUGUUCUGGCCAACCUGCUGCUGCUGUUUCCAAUGGGAGAAAUCACCUACAUCCAGCAGGACCGACUCGCCAGCUACAUCUGGUACUUUGGUGGACUGGGAGGCGGAGGGCUGCUGAUGCUGAUUCCAGCUGUGGCCUUCAUCACUCUAGGGAAAUGCAGAUGCUGCUGGAAUGAAAGCUUAAUGAUGUGCGGCUCGGUUCUGGCGGCCAUCAUCGGCCUCCUGGGCUCUGGUUACUGCUUCGUCAUUUCAGGCCUGGCUUUGAUUCAGGGCCCCCACUGCUUCACCUCCUAUGGGUGGUCAUACCCCUUUGCAGACCAGCGCGGCAGGUAUCUGUUGCAGCCUGAAAAUUGGUCGUGGUGCCUCCAGCCCAUCAACAUCGUAGAAUGGAACGUCACUCUGCUGUGCGUCUUACUGGGCCUCGCGGUACUGGAAUUCAUUAUCUGUCUCCUACAGCUUGGAAACGGUUUAGUGAACGCCAUCUGCCGGCCCUGCUGCUACAAGCAGGAGUACAGUCUCAACGCUUAGAGAGGUACAUCUGCGUGGACGCUGGGCGUAUCACAGAAACAGCAGUACAACACAGCAACACCUGAAAUAUAGACACAGGUAAGCUGUCUCAUGCUGAUGGGCCAAAUCAGGGACGUCAAACUCAUUGUCAUUUUAGGCCUUAUCAAGAUCAUGAAUGUUCUCAAAGGGCCGACUGUACCAGAAUGCAUUCAUAAAACCCAUUAACAAACUGUUAAAAUUUUAAUAAAUUGCUGUGUCGCUAUAUGUGCUUCUUAAAAUUAAAUAAUAA